UUAUUAUUAUUAUAAGAAAAAAGGUUUCUUUAAACUGGUGACUUACUGCAGAAAACCUAGUCAAAGACAACCUUUUUAACCUUUCCUGUGAAUGUUUUUGUUUGAUUCUUUGUUGAAAUUUGUCCUCGUGAAUGGCAUAGUUGAAAUUUGGUGCUUCAGUGAUCAGUCAAAUGUUUUAGUAUUGUAGCAUUUAUUAAUAUAGUAGAGCCUCGAUAAAUUUUUAAUUUCACAUAAAUAAUAAUUUCUUUCGGUCCCGGCUCGGUAAUUGUGUACUAAAUACUGGUUCAAUAUUUUGAUAUUUCGCUGAAUUAAUCAUAGAAGUUUAAGUUGUUUUAGCUGGCAAUACAAGAAUCAAGAAAACUAUUAGGCCAAAAUGACAAUUAUUUAAGAACGGAUGAAGUAUCUAUCUCUAAGGCACUUGAUCCAAAUUCUUUUUUUAUUUUUUUUCUGCUUAUAUUAUUUGUUUAAUUUUUUAAAAUGAUUUUCGACGUCAUAUCAAACUUCGUUGAUGUUACGUCGAAACGUCAUUGUUGCAUGCAGGAGCCCUUAUUUUUUUUUGGCUAUUUUUGCAUAAUUGAAUGAUUUAAAAAAAACUAACUCUUAAGUCUAUAAUCAAUGUUAACAUGCCUUUCUUGGCCUUUUAUGCCGCCUAGUGAAUUAUAAAAUUAAAAAACAAUUAAAAAAUGAAAAAAUGAAAAAAAAAUUGACCAAUUCAGAGGAGAAUUGAUAAAUCAACCAUGAAUAAUAAUAUGCAAUAUAAUUAGCCGGCUAGAACAUCAUUUUUUGUCUAAAUUAAUACAAUUUUAAUACUGACCAGCUUCUUUAUUUGGAAUAUAACUGCAGUUUCAUGCAGAAUCAGAAACAAAAUAUGUUCCUAUGAGCCAAUAUAUAUAGGUUAACAAAAACCCGUUAAAAUCUUGCAAGAAAUUGAGAAAAAAAAGUAUGGCAAACCGACAAGCAUUUUCACCAGCUUCACCGCCUACAGUAUUAGGACAUGGUAAAUCUGUUUCGAACAAAACAACUGUACUAGGUGUUCUUGUCAUUGUCAUUGUAAUACUUUUCGUCGGAGGCUGGUUUUGCUUCUGUUUCAGAAAAAAACUUCGAGCCAAUUUCUGCAGGUUAUUUUGGAAGCAAAAAGGAAAGCUAGAGGCGGAGAAGAUGAAUUUAAGGUGUUUUCGUAUGGAAGAACUGCAAAAGGCCACAGACAAUUUCAGCGAAGCUUGCAUGGUUGGUAAGGGUGCGUUUGGCAACGUUUAUCGAGGUACGUUUGAUACGGAGGGGAUUACUCUGGCAAUCAAGAAACCUCAUGCUGAAUCAUAUAUAAGCACUGAAGAAUUCAGAAACGAGGUGAAGUUGCUAUCGAAAGUAAAGCAUGAAAAUCUUGUCGGACUUGUGGGGUUCUGUGAAGGAAAUGGUAAAGGGCCGAAUGCUGCAAAAAUUCUUGUUUAUGAGUAUGUGACUAAUGGCUCACUACUAGACUACAUUAUCGGAAGGGGAGGAAGUAUUUUAACUUGGAGGGAAAGAGUAAAUAUAGCCAUUGGAGCAGCUAAAGGGAUAGCCCAUCUGCACGAAGAGAUUAGCCCGAGUAUAAUCCACCGUGAUAUAAAACCGAGUAAUAUAUUAAUCGGAGAUGGAUUUGAGGCCAAGGUAUCAGAUUUUGGGCUCGUUCGAUCGGGUCCAGACGGGGAUAAAUCACACGUUACGAGUCAGUUAAAAGGGACACCUGGCUAUAUGGACCCCGCUUAUUGUUCGAGCUUCCAUUUGACUCCGUUUACCGAUGUGUAUAGUUUUGGAGUGAUACUUCUUCAGCUUGUUACCGCUAGGCCUGCGGUCGAGUCGAGUAGGAGUAGUACCCAUUCUCAUAUCAUUCAUUGGGCAAGCCCUAGCAUCGAGAAAGGUAGGGUUGAAGACAUAAUCGAUACAAAUCUUCUAGUACAAGGGUGCAACAUGGAAAUAAUGCUAAAAAUCGGACAACUUGCUCUUAGAUGUGUGGUGAAAGAGCCCAAAGAAAGGCCUACAAUGACACAAGUGUGGGAAGAACUCGAACAAGCCCUAGAAUCGGCCGACGGCUUAUUAUUACCAAUCGCGAGCGAUCACCGUCCAAUGUUAAGCGUCCGCACAAAUAAUUAUGACCGACCAAUCACGAGUAGCCGGAGUAUUCCCCAACCGUCCGAUCACGAUUACUCUCAUAGCAUUGAGAGAUUUGAUGUAGAUGUUGAUGGUCUGUCUUUCCACAGUGCUAGUUUGAGGUGUUUGAGUAUUAGUGUCGACGAUGAUUUUAGCAUCCCUCGGUAGUUUCUUUAUGUGUACAUGAUGUUUCUUUGUCGGCUAAUUCAAUUUUGAAAGGGUAAAUUACAAA
Molecule: messenger RNA, 2359 nt
Organism: Erythranthe guttata (spotted monkey flower)
Lineage: Eukaryota; Viridiplantae; Streptophyta; Magnoliopsida; Lamiales; Phrymaceae
Product: putative serine/threonine-protein kinase PBL11
Biological process (GO): protein phosphorylation
Molecular function (GO): ATP binding; protein kinase activity
Source: RefSeq, a predicted model, not a curated record